GAAAUGCGGAAGUGCCCAUGCUGCUGAUAAUGAAGUCCAGUAGUGUACCGACACGUAGAUAAGGUGCAUUUGAAUGACGGUCAUCCCCAGAUAGGCUUGGUUAGGUCAAAGGAAAGAUGACUAAGCGGCGUAAGAGGUUAUUGACAGGUGAUGGAGUGCCUAGUCCAAGAGAAGAAAAAGCACCUGCUCCACCACGCAGAGAAAAGAAAAAUAAAACUGACAUCGGAAAGGUGUUCAUCAAUAUAUCCAUCGGUUUGUGCAUCUUCAGCCUCAUCUGGUUUUUCUAUGCUCUUUAUAUGCGUUCAGCCUUGGCCAAGAGGGUCGUAUCCUUGCACCCAUCUCCACGGGUUCUGAAUGUAAAUAGCUCAAGUCCUGCUGUGUCUCCAGAGAGAUUUUGGGGUUCACACCGCCCCCAUGUGUACUUUGGAAUGAAAACAAGAAGUCCCAGAUCUGUUGUAACAGGUUUAAUGUGGAUGCGUCAGUUUGCUGAUGUUGAUGGAAAUUUGAGACACACUUGUGAGCAAGGGGACCGUUUGCAGGGCUACGGAUGGCUGAUGCAUGAUGGCGUCUCUUUUGGAGUCCAGGAGAUUCAUGACCGCGAUUUCACCCUCACAACAGAGUUUGUGAAGCGUAUGGGUGGAGAUCACGGUGGUGACUGGACAUGGAGAAUUACUGCAAAGCAACAUAGCUCUGCUGUCACGGCUCCAGUAAUCUCACUGAUGUUCUACGCUGCCACAGACGUUCAAGGUUCCUUGCAAGCUCACGUAGAAGAGAAAAAUCACUUGAGUUCUGUUACAGGAACAUCUGAAGAGCUAGGCAACUUCAAGAUCACUUUUGGAAAACCCACUGCAGGGGAAGGUGCUGCUGGCAAAUAUGCCAAAUUUAAUUACCUGAAGACCAGGAGCCCUGGCCUGGAUAAACUGACGGAUAUAGCGAAGAACAGCCUAAACCACAAGUUCAUUUUCAGUCCUCCAAAAGGUGAAAAAAGAUCAUAUUUCGCUCUGGACUCUCACAAAGUCACCACCCAUCACAAUCAGCAGCACGAUCCCAAGAUGGAGAGCGACUUUGUUGUGCAUCAGGUGACCGUUCAGACACCUUUUCAAAUCGAAGUUUUGUUUGAAUCUGGAAGCUUCCGCGACCGGCCGAAUCAGCUCGCGGGCUCUGUUCUCACAGAUGAGCUGGAGAGGCGUAAGGUGGCAUUCGAUGAGAAGUUCGAGGGUACCUUUGGCCUCCAAGCAAAAGAGUUCACAUCAUCACAGAUCAAAUUCGCCAAGGCAGCUUUUAGCAACAUGCUUGGUGGUAUGGGAUAUUUUUACGGCCAGUCGGUCGUACAGUCGGUUUACAACGAGCAUCCCUUGCUUUAUCCCGAAAGCCCACUUUUCACGGCGGUUCCAUCUCGCUCUUUCUUUCCAAGGGGCUUUCUCUGGGACGAAGGUUUUCACCAGCUCCUUCUGAGCAAAUGGGACCCUCCGUUAUCACUGGAGGUCAUAGCACACUGGCUCGAUCUCAUCAACGUCGAAGGCUGGAUCCCACGUGAGCAGAUCUUGGACGACGAGGCACGCAGCAAAGUACCAUCCGAGUUUAUAGUGCAGCACAAUGAAAAUGCCAACCCGCCCACGCUGUUCCUGGUUCUGCAACAGCUGGUGGAGCAACUGCAGACCGACCCAGAUAGGCUGUCCUCUCACCUUCCUGUAUUGAGAAGGCUUUACCCAAGACUGCAGACGUGGUUCGAGUGGUUUAACACCACCCAAGCUGGACCCGUGGCUAAUUCCUACCGUUGGCGAGGGAGGGACAAAGACACCAAUCUUUUUCUAAAUCCCAAGACCCUGACGUCUGGUCUGGAUGACUACCCACGGGCUUCCCACCCCUCAUCUGAGGAGAGGCACGUGGAUUUGUAUUGCUGGAUGGCCUUGGCCUCUGGGAUUAUGGAAAAUGUGGCGAGAAUACUUGGGGAACCCCAUAAGGUAUACGAGAACACCCAUCUAACCCUCAGCAAUAAUGAGCUGUUAAAUGAGCUGCACUGGUCCGAUAGUCUGCAGGCUUUCAGCGAUUAUGGCAACCACACCCAAGCUGUGUCACUUCAGCAGGAAAAGGUAUAUGUGCCCCCCGGACAACCACGGCACCAGUUUCCGGUUACCCGACUGGUUCGUUCAGUUCGCAGGGCUCCCAAACUGCAGUAUGUGAAUGCGUUAGGCUAUGUUAGCCUUUUCCCUUUCUUGCUUCAUAUUCUGACACCAGACUCUCCUAAACUGGAGCAUAUUUUACGAGACAUUCAAGAUCCAGAACGCCUUUGGACGUCCUACGGUCUGCGUUCGCUCUCGCGGGCAGAUCCUCUCUAUAUGAAGAGGAACACGGAACAUGACGCCCCCUACUGGCGAGGUCCCAUUUGGAUCAACAUCAACUACCUGGCUGUUAGAGCACUGCAUCACUAUGGCAACAUUGAAGGGCCAUACAAGGAGAAAGCAUCUGCCAUCUAUCAAGAGCUCAGGACUAACCUUAUUCAAAAUGUUUACAAGCAGUAUCUGGAAACUGGAUACAUAUGGGAACAAUACAGCGAUAGCACUGGAAGGGGACAAGGUAGCCACCCCUUUACAGGCUGGUCAGCUCUGACUGUACUAAUAAUGGCCGAAAAAUACUGAGAAUCAGAAGCAGGCUGGAAUCAGCAUGAUGAGUCAAGGUGUUGAAACGGUGCCAAAUGUUUGUUCUAAUAAAAUUUAUUUCAUUUUUAGAUCAUUUGAAAACAAAAAUGCAAGUUUGUGAUUUUCGUUUUAGAUUCUCAUUUAUUAUUAUAAAUGAAAUCCAAGCGGUUAAAAUAUUAAAAUUUUACAUAUCGUUUACUGUGAUUUAAUGUGUUUCCUCAGGUUUAAGAUGCACAGGCUUUUUCCUGGAUCUGGCAAAGCUAUAACUAUUACUUCAGGAAAUGACUGUGCACCUUUUUUCUGUCAUUGCUGUUCGGCUUAAUUUAACAAAAAAAAUCAAAAUCUUUUUGUAAUCUUUUUUCAAAAUUCUUCUUUGGUGUACUUGAAAAGGAAUGCUAGAUAGUAUUUGUCACAAGUAUUGAUCAAUCAUUGCAAUACAUUCAAAGCUGUGGUAUACUUUUUGUAUGUGCAUGUGCUUUUUCUAUUAGGGUUUUACAACAAUUAGUUGCGAUUAAUACGUAUUAAUCUACACAUAAAUCUUUUCUCCUAUAAAGCACUUUGGUCAGCCUGGUGGCUGUUGUAAAUGUGCUAUACAAAUAAAAUGAACUUGAACUUGAAUAAAUGUUUUUGUUUACAUAA
Triplophysa dalaica is the source of this 3278-nucleotide messenger RNA. RefSeq names its product mannosyl-oligosaccharide glucosidase (gene mogs). The record is from RefSeq and is a predicted model, not a curated record. NCBI's taxonomy places the organism in Eukaryota, Metazoa, Chordata, Actinopteri, Cypriniformes, Nemacheilidae. Gene Ontology annotation, molecular function: Glc3Man9GlcNAc2 oligosaccharide glucosidase activity. Gene Ontology annotation, biological process: oligosaccharide metabolic process; protein N-linked glycosylation. Gene Ontology annotation, cellular component: endoplasmic reticulum membrane. The transcript is spliced from 5 exons. Bases 117 to 2639 code for a protein of 840 amino acids.